Messenger RNA from Condylostylus longicornis, 2091 nucleotides. RefSeq names its product xaa-Pro aminopeptidase ApepP-like. Lineage: Eukaryota; Metazoa; Arthropoda; Insecta; Diptera; Dolichopodidae. The coding region runs from base 59 to 1969 and encodes 636 amino acids. The transcript is spliced from 13 exons. The record is from RefSeq and is a predicted model, not a curated record. Gene Ontology annotation, molecular function: metalloaminopeptidase activity.
AUUAGAUUUGUUGGUGAAUAAAAGAAAUUCGCGGCUUUUUUUUUCUUUCUUUUUGAAAAUGAAAAAAUUUUUUAUUAAAAAUUUUUUAUACAAUAUUGUAUUUUUGGAAAUAAUUAUAUGUUGCUCUUAUGUUGUUGGUGAAUGUUACAAAACGGAAGCUGGCCAAAUUUUGGAACGGCUUCGAUACUUUAUGAAAAAUGAAAGCAUUGAAGCUUAUAUCGUGACUAUGAGUGAUGCACAUCAGAGUGAAUAUGUUAGUGAAGCAGAUAAAAGAAUAAAAUUUCUUACUAAUUUUACUGGAAGUGGCGGAGAGGCAGUUAUAACAGAGAACGAAGCUUUAUUGUGGACAGAUAGUCGUUAUUUUCAACAGAUUGAUAAUCAACUUGAACUUAGUUGUUGGAAACCUAUGAAAACAGGUCUUCCUGAUGUCCCGAAAAUACAAGAUUGGUUAAAUAUGAAUUUAUUAAAAAAUAAUUCUCGAAUUGGUUUUGAUUCUAAAUGUAUGGAAUGGAAUAAGUUUCAAACAUAUUCAAAUUCAUUAAGGGAAAAAGGUCAUCAUUUGGUUGCUAUAGAAAAUAAUUUAGUUGAUAAAGUGUGGGAAAAGAAACCAUCAGUUAAGAAAAAUGAAAUUUUCUCAUUACCUUUAAAAUUUUCAGGAAGGAAUAUCAGUGAAAAAGUGGACCAAGUUCGGGCUAAACUUAUCGAAAAGGAUGCUGAUUUUAUUGUAAUACCAACGUUGGAUAAUAUCGCAUGGUUAUUAAAUUUAAGAGGUUCCGACAUUCAAUAUAAUCCUGUAUUCUUUUCAUAUAUUGUAUUGUCAAGGAAUGAAUUAUAUUUAUUCAUUGAUGAGGAAAGAAUUACGCCUUCCAUAUAUGAACAUUUUGAUUCUCAUGGAAUAACUAUUGAGUUAAGAAAAUAUGAAAGUGUAUUUGAUGAAAUUUCUAGGAUGGUAAAUGAAACAAAUGAUAAAAUUUAUGUAGAAUCACCAGCUAGUCAUGCAAUUGUUGAAUUAAUACCAGAAGGAAGACUUCAUAUAAGUGAUUUAGUAGCAAGUAUUAAAUGUAUUAAAAAUGAUAUAGAAGCUAAUGGUAUGAAUGAAGCUCAUAUACGAGAUGCUUAUGCAUUAGUUCGUUAUAUGCAUUGGUUAAAUGAAACAAUUGAUAAAGAGAAUAUAACAGAAUUUGUAGGUGCUGAAAAAUUAACGAAAUUUAGAAGUGAACUAGACAAUUAUAUUGGUUUAAGUUUUUCGGUUAUAAGUUCUGUUGGAUCAAAUGCAGCUAUGCCACAUUAUAGUCCAGAAGAAGAUACUGCAAAACAAAUAACUCGUAAUGAAAUUUAUUUAUUGGAUUCAGGUGGUCAAUAUUGGGAUGGUACAACGGAUGUGACAAGAACCAUGCAUUUUGGCACACCAACUGAUUUUGAAAUGGAAUGUUUUACGAGAGUUCUUAAAGGAUUUAUUGCUUUGGCAACAUCAGUUUUCCCAUCAACAACAUCGCUCAAUUAUUUCGAUUAUGUUGCUAGAAGACCUCUAUGGCAAGCUGGCUUGGAUUAUGGUCACGGUACUGGACAUGGAGUUGGAGCAUUUCUUUAUGUGCAUGAAUAUCCGCCAUCCAUCCAUAAAUAUAGCAAUUCACUGGCAGAAGUGAAUAUGUUCACAUCUAAUGAACCUGGACUUUAUCUAGAUGGCCAAUUUGGAAUAAGAAUUGAAGAUGUUAUUCAAGUUGUUAAAUCCGAUAUGGAUAAUGCUUUCUCUGGUAAAGGUGCUUUAACAUUUAAGUCAAUUACUUAUGCACCACUUCAGACAAAAAUGAUUAAAACAUCCUUAUUGAAUAAGGAGGAGGCAAAAUUUGUAAAUGACUUCAAUCGUAGAGUCAUUGAUACUAUUGGACCUAUGUUACUUAAAGCAAAUUUAACUGCAACUUAUAAAUGGUUAUUGCAAGAUACAAUUCCAAUUAUUGCCACCGGAUAAAAGGACUAAAAAGAAAAUAAAGAAAAAUUUAUUAAUUUUAUUAUGUCUUGUGUAUUAAUUUGUAUUUGUUAGCAAAGAAAAUAUUGAAAAGAAAUUAAAGAUGUUUUUGACAUGUUUUUGAU